UAUUCGUGUAUGUGUGUGUGUGUGUGUGUGUGUGCGCGCGAGCGCGUGUGUGUGAGAGUCCCGAGUUUGAAACGCAACACGUCUUGAACUUUUAUUUAUUUUUUGGUAUGUAUGUUAUAUUUUAUGCAAUGGAGGAAGGCGCGCACUCACGCGCGCGCACUCACGCGCGCGCACACACACACACACACACACACACACACACACACACGGCAGGGUGCGUGAGCAGGGUCUGAAGGCGAUGAGUUUGGUCUUGGUAGAUUAUGUUCUCCUCAGGUAAAAUGACACCAGUUUGUUGCUAUGGAGACACUGAAGCAAAGGCUGAUCAUCAGCCGCUGAUGGGAGUUCAGACCACACGCACGCGCACACACACUAACAUUAGACAGUCUGUCAUCAUGUGUGACAGCUCAAAGGAGCAACAGUAAACAUCCCGGAAGGCCAGCUGGUCUUCGGCAUUCUGAUGACUUUCGGGAGACCUCCGACAAAGACCCCAACACGGACCGCGACACCGCAAGCCCCGCCACUCCAGCAGGACCAAUGGGAGGCGAGCGAGCUGAGGCGGGCCAGCGUCCGGUUUUCCAGGAGCUGUGGUUCAUGGCGGCGAUGGCGGCCGUCGCCCUGUUGCUGAUGGCCAUCGCGUUGGGCGUGGCCCUCCACAAGGUGCUGAAGAAAGCCCCAUUGACCAGAGAGAGACCCCCACUGGUGGCCAUGCACAAGCGAAGCCCCAUGGCCGUUUAUCCAGCCAACAACUCCGUUUUGUUCGAUACGGCGGGUGUGGUCAGCAAUGUGACGCUGAAGUCCUUCACCAUCAAGAUGGAGGAGGCGCUGGAGGCCAAAUGCGAGGGCGCGAGUGCCCAGGGUGAAGGAGGAGGGGGCGGGACUGCGUUGAGGCGCAGCAUCAGUCAUGUGAUGGACACGAAGACGUCGGCGGAGGCGUGGGGGCAUGACAGUGGAAUGUUUAUGGACGACGAGGAGUUUGUGGACAGCAUCAAAGGCUUCAGCACCGUUAGGAAAGAGCACACCAUGUUCACAGACACCAACUUGUGAGUGGCAUCCAAGAUGAAACGCUGCAGAGUCCCUCCAGAGUGAGGCGCUACAAGGAGUUGAAGGAAGGAAGCAAGAGGAAACAGAGAUAAGGAGAGACGCCGAUCGGCCACGUCUAGGUCCCGGUCACACCUCUCCCACCGCUGAGCUCUUGGCGCGUCUCGUCUGCGGCGGC
This is a messenger RNA of Hippocampus zosterae (dwarf seahorse), 1216 nucleotides long. RefSeq names its product usherin. Lineage: Eukaryota; Metazoa; Chordata; Actinopteri; Syngnathiformes; Syngnathidae. The transcript is spliced from 7 exons. Bases 535 to 1044 code for a protein of 169 amino acids. The record is from RefSeq and is a predicted model, not a curated record.